AUGUGUCGGAAGGUACGAAGGGUCAGUGGGAAGAAGAAACCCAUGAGAACUGAGACAGGUGAGAAGCGACAUCUUUGUGAAAAAUGUGGGAAAAGUUACAGUAGAAAGGAUAGUUUGUCCGUCCACAUGAGAACUCACUCAGGUGAGAAGCCACAUUCUUGUGAAACAUGUAGGAAACGUUUCAGUAGAAAGGAUAGUUUGUCGUUUCACAUGAGAACUCACACAGGUGAGCAACCACACCCUUGUGAUACAUGUAGGAAAGGUUUCAGUAAAUUGAGCAAUUUGUUGGCCCACAGGAGAACUCACACUGGUGAGAAGCCACAUACUUGUGAAACAUGUGAGAAAAGUUUCAGUAGACGGAGUCAUUUGUUGGUCCACAAGAGAAUUCACACUGGUGAGAAGCCACAUCCUUGUGAAACAUGUGAGAAAAGUUUCAGUAGACGGAGUAAUUUGUCGGUCCACAAGAGAAUUCACACUGGUGAGAAGCCACAUCCUUGUGAAACAUGUGAGAAAAGUUUCAGUAGACGGAGUUAUUUUAAUUUGUUGGUCCACAAAAGAAUUCACACUGGUGAGAAGCCACAUACUUGUGGAACAUGUGGGAAAAGUUUCAGUCAACAGGGUAGUUUGUCGGUCCACAUUAGAACUCACACAGGUGAGAAAUCGGAUAAGUUGGAGACAACGCAGCAGUCGUCCUUGGUUCCCUCUCAGUCCCUGUCUCGGAAUGUUUCGGUGCCGGAAAACUAG
Salarias fasciatus (jewelled blenny) is the source of this 744-nucleotide messenger RNA. RefSeq names its product zinc finger protein 182-like. Bases 1 to 744 code for a protein of 247 amino acids. Gene Ontology annotation, molecular function: DNA-binding transcription factor activity, RNA polymerase II-specific; RNA polymerase II cis-regulatory region sequence-specific DNA binding. The record is from RefSeq and is a predicted model, not a curated record. Gene Ontology annotation, biological process: regulation of transcription by RNA polymerase II. The transcript has 4 exons. NCBI's taxonomy places the organism in Eukaryota, Metazoa, Chordata, Actinopteri, Blenniiformes, Blenniidae.